This is a messenger RNA of Monomorium pharaonis (pharaoh ant), 2825 nucleotides long. RefSeq lists its product as uncharacterized. Lineage: Eukaryota; Metazoa; Arthropoda; Insecta; Hymenoptera; Formicidae. The coding region runs from base 23 to 2788 and encodes 921 amino acids. Gene Ontology annotation, molecular function: nucleotide binding; DNA binding; DNA-directed DNA polymerase activity. The transcript has 2 exons. The record is from RefSeq and is a predicted model, not a curated record. Gene Ontology annotation, biological process: DNA replication.
UAAAAAGACAACAGUGAUAAAAAUGGAGAAUAAUUUCGAGCGAGUGGAACGCGAGCUGUUGGAGCAAGCAAAUGGAGUCACUACUUUGAGCGAGUGUUUUAUGUGGUUGCAGCGAUGCGACGAGAUUAUACAACAGCUUGAGGAACAUAGCCGCAUAAAGCGUCCUCGGCUUGCCGUCGGACAAAGACAAUCGUUGGUGGCGAGGAUCGCGCGACUCGAAGGUGAAAAGACACAAUUACAAAGACGUUUCGUGCAUGUAGGGGGUAAUUACGCGAGCACUAGUAAUAACGCGAACAAACUCAUGUGGCGAGAGAUAGAUACAGCGUUCGAGAAUCGCAUUCAGACAGGUGCAGUGAUAAAUACAAACUAUAUUGAACCGCGAACGUUUUUAGAAGACGCAGGCGGUAUAGUGCUCGAGCGAGUGCGGGACGCUCUAGAGGAACACAACAGUGUAAAAGUGAAUACAGCAUUCAACGGCGUGUUUGUAACGGGUGAUAAACAUGCCAACAAAAGUAUAAACACUAAAAAUUGUGAACUAUUCCAAACAUCGGACUUGGACGAGUGGUACGAGCGACGCGUUAUCGAGCCCACAUUAGCAUCACUCGAAGAGUUUCAAGAACGAGAUAGCGGGUGGGCGCUAUCGCGAAUUCUCAAUUUGAUUCUAAAUAUAAAUAAGUACAAUCCUCUACACGCGGGGUGUUACGUGACAUUACCGCGAGAAAUAAUGAUGAAGCGUGCAGUAGUGAACGUUAAUUCAAAGGACAAUGCAUGCUUCGCGUGGUCAGUGGUCGCCGCGCUACACCCUGUCGAAAGACAUAGUGAUAGAGAGUCAUCGUAUCCGCAUUAUGCAACAGUCCUAAAGUUUGAUGACAUUGCGUUUCCCGUUACAGUAAAGGACAUUGGAAAAUUUGAGAAUCUUAACAAUAUAUCGAUCAACGUCUACGAGAUGAAAAAGGAAAUGGCAAUGCUAAAGAUUCUUCCGCUGCGGCUCUCCAAUGACAAGAAAGAGAAGCAUGUCAAUUUAUUAUACGUACAAAAUCCGCACGAAGACAGCGUGGGCCACUUUGUCUGGAUGAAAAAUCUGUCCCGCCUCAUCAGCUCCCAACUGAGCAAACAUGAUGGAAAAAGAUACAUUUGCGAUCGGUGCUUGCACUAUUUUUCAUCAUGCGAGAGGUUGCAAUCACACACUGUAGACUGUCAGAGGAUGAACGACUGCGCUAUCACAUUGCCUGCCGAAGACGACAAGUGGUUGAAUUUCCGGAAUAUAAACCACAAGGAACGAGUGCCCUUUAUCGUCUACGCGGACCUCGAGUAUGUGCUGCGGAAGACGCAACAUGAUACAGAGCAAGCGUCGUACACAUAUCAACAACAUGAGGUAUUCAGCAUCGGGUAUUACGUGCGAUGCUCAUACGACGACACGUUAUCCACGUACCGGUUUCGUCGCGAUAAAGAUUGCGUCGCGUGGUUCACUAAACAACUAGAAGAAUUAGCGUAUAAUGUUAAGACUCGUUUAUCAACUAAUGUCCCCAUGGAAACGUUAUCGGUGGAACAAUUGGAGGCAUACCAUAGCGCGACGCAGUGUCAUAUCUGCGAUAAGCCAUUCGCGCCGGAUGAUACGCGGGUGCGCGAUCAUUGUCAUUUGACUGGUCGUUACCGCGGUCCUGCACAUUCUCUCUGUAAUUUAAAUUAUCAAAAUGCAUCAUACAUGCCAAUUAUUUUUCAUAACUUAUCUGGAUACGAUUCGCAUUUCAUUAUUAAGGAAAUAGCCACAGCCUUCAAAGGGAAGACCGACGUACUUCCCAUCACGAAAGAAAAGUAUAUUUCUUUUACAAAACAUGUCGUAGACACAGCCGAUAAAUUAGAUCCACACAAUUACAUAAAACUACGGUUCAUAGAUUCAUAUAAAUUUUUAAAUACUAGUCUCGAAAAAUUGGCAUCAUUUCUAGGCAAAGAAAAAUUAAAAAUUGUACGUUCCGAAUUUUUACACUUAUCUAAUGAGGAUUUUGAUUUAUUGACACGAAAAGGUGUAUUUCCGUAUGAGUACGUUGACUGCGUGAACAAGCUGCAGGACACGUGUUUACCGCCGCGCGAAUCAUUUUUCAGUUCCCUGACCUCUGAUACUGUAUCCGAGAGCGAUUACAUGCACGCUGAGAACGUCUGGAAGCGAUUCUCCGUUCAAACGUUGGGUGAAUACAGCGAUCUAUAUUUGAAAACGGAUGUGUUAUUGUUAGCUGACAUUUUUGAAAAUUUUCGCGAUAAAUGCUUAGAAAGUUACGGUCUCGAUCCAGCACAUUAUUACACUCUCCCCGGAUACACGUGGGACGCUAUGUUAAAAUAUACAAAAAUUACUUUCGAACUGCUUACUGACAUUGACAUGGUAAUGUUCAUCGAACGCGGUAUACGCGGCGGUCUCAGUCAAUGUUCAGGCAGAUAUGCACAGGCUAACAACAAAUACAUGCAGACGUACGACACAUUGAAACCAUCCUCAUAUCUUAUGUAUUUUGACGUUAAUAAUUUGUAUGGUUGGGCGAUGUGUCAACCGCUGCCAUAUGGGGAAUUUCAAUGGAUCGAAGUCUCGAAUUUUGACAUAAAUGCGAUCGCUGCUGAUUCACCAACGGGAUACAUUCUCGAAGUUGAUCUCGAGUAUCCCCGAGACCUUCACGACGAGCACGCUGACCUACCUCUUUGCCCAACACGCGAUAAACCGCCAGGCAAGCCUUUUCUGCGCAAUAUUUUUUCAACGAGAUACACGUCAGGAUUUGCAACACGCUGCAGCUCAUAUUCGUAAAAUCCUCCAGCGAUAGGUUUUCCAGAGGAAUCUUCCA